AUGUUUUCGUCGGCACGGCGGUGGCUGCGCCAGAACCGCACGCCCAUCGCAAUUGGCGUUGGUGUCAUCGGCGCUGGGUAUGCUGUGUCGCAGUAUGUCAUCUCCAGAAUCAGCGAUGCUCGUGAGCGCAUGAGCAGCGAACGAAUCGCAAAGGAAAAUCUCCGCCGCCGGUUCGAGCAGAACCAAGAAGACUGUACAUUCACUGUCCUCGCCCUGCUGCCGACUGCGACAACGAAUAUCCUCGAGGCCAUGGAUACGGAGAAGAUCACAUAUGAGAUUCAACAGAUGAAGAGCGCCAAAGGCCUCAAGGCAGGUAUCACAGAAUCGACAGCUCCUAGUAUUGCCGACACCUCCCUCACCGAGGAGGAGAGCAAGAGUCUACACCCGGAAAGUGCUUCAACCGACCCAGCGCCAUCACCAGCUGCCGCCCCCGGCGUCGAAUCGCAGGAGGAGAGCGCUCCUCCAAAGCCAACAAAGUCAAAGCGACAGCUGUGGGAUGAUCUGGCCAUCAGCGCUGUCACCCGCGCAUUUACUCUCAUCUAUACUCUUGCGCUCCUGACUAUGCUUACCCGGAUCCAGUUAAAUCUGCUGGGCCGCCGGAGCUAUCUCUCGAGCGUCGUUGCUCUCGCCACGAGCUCGCAACAGGCUACCAUCAGCCUGGAGAAUAACGACGAUGACAACUCAGAACAGGCUUAUGGAAGUGAUUUCGACACAAACCGCAGAUAUCUGACAUUCAGCUGGUGGCUGCUCAACAGAGGUUGGCUGUAUAUUAUGAAGCGGGUCGAGGGCGCCGUCCGCACUGUCUUUGGCAGUUUGAGCCCUCGCGAUCUGGUAAGCUUCGACAGAUUCGCAGAGCUCACUAUCGAGGUUCGGAAGCUUGUCGAAGGUGCGACACAAGAGGAGCGCAGGAAAGCCAAAUGGCUUACCUAUCUGUUGCCCCCGCGAGAGGAUGAGGAUCUCGUAUUAGAAGAAUCCGGUAUUCUUCUGGGCAACUCGUUACAAAGCUCGCAGCAGUCACCUGCGUCCCUUCGGAGGCUCCUGGAUGAAACGGCGGAUCUCAUUGAGUCGCCUUCCUUCGCGCAUGUCCUCACUCUCCUGCUCGAUGCGGGGUUCUCUUCUCUAGUUGACAAGAAGCUUGCCAAAGAAGCAUUCGAGUUUCCCGCCCAGCCAGACGGGAAUGUAGUCGUGCCUUACAGCAAAGAACUGAAGAGCACAAAGGUCGUCCUGUUACCCAAGAUCCUCUCUGUGCUCACCCGGCAGGCGCACAUCAUUGGGAAUGGCAUGCCCAAUGAAUAUCUCCAGGAUAUGGAGUCAGUCCGUGACUUGGAGUCGUUUGCCGCUGUUGUCUACUCGAGCAACUGGCAGAACGAGGUCCAGGAAGACGGCAUGAUGGACAGCGCAGUCCAUGUCGACUGGCCCGAGGAGCCCGCACAGAAGAACGGAGAGUCCAGCAUCUUCGUGGUUGAGCCACAGAGCGGCCUGGAAAGUGCUUGGGAGCGUGCGGUAGCCAAGCCGUGA
Messenger RNA from Clonostachys rhizophaga, 1518 nucleotides. Lineage: Eukaryota; Fungi; Ascomycota; Sordariomycetes; Hypocreales; Bionectriaceae. The record is from the annotation of a GenBank genome assembly.